This is a messenger RNA of Fonsecaea erecta, 1863 nucleotides long. RefSeq names its product bifunctional purine biosynthesis protein ADE17. Gene Ontology annotation, molecular function: phosphoribosylaminoimidazolecarboxamide formyltransferase activity; IMP cyclohydrolase activity. Lineage: Eukaryota; Fungi; Ascomycota; Eurotiomycetes; Chaetothyriales; Herpotrichiellaceae. The record is from RefSeq and is a predicted model, not a curated record. Gene Ontology annotation, cellular component: cytosol. Bases 1 to 1863 code for a protein of 620 amino acids. The transcript has 3 exons. Gene Ontology annotation, biological process: 'de novo' IMP biosynthetic process.
AUGGCUUCCCAGAAGAUAGGCAUGUCACCUUCGCCACCCAUUCUGUCGGUCUACGACAAAACUGGCCUACUUGAUCUCGCGAAAGGAUUGAUCAAGCAGAAUGUUCGCCUUCUCGCCUCUGGUGGGACGGCGAGAAUGAUCCGAGAGGCUGGUUUUGAUGUCGAAGAUGUCUCUGCUAUCACAAAGGCCCCCGAAAUGCUCUCUGGUCGCGUCAAGACCCUUCAUCCAGCCGUUCACGCAGGAAUCUUGGCUAGAGAUCUCGCCUCGGACGAGAAAGAUCUCGCGGACCAGAACAUCAAUAAAGUCGACUACGUCGUCUGCAACCUGUACCCAUUCAAGGACACUGUUGCUAAGAUCAACGUGACCAUUCCUGAGGCCGUGGAAGAAAUCGACAUUGGAGGAGUCACUCUCAUCAGAGCAGCAGCCAAGAACCACGCUCGGGUAACCAUUCUCAGUGAUCCCGAAGAUUAUCACCACUUUCUGAAGGAGCUGGAGAAAGGCGACAUCCCGGAGGAGAGUCGCCAGAGAUAUGCUCUGAAAGCUUUCGAACAUACCGCCGAUUACGAUGCCGCCAUCGCGGACUUUUUUCGCAAACAAUAUGCCGGGAAUGGGGUGCAACAGAUCUCCCUUCGAUAUGGCGCGAACCCCCACCAGAAGCCUGCCGCUGCAUUCGUGCGCAGUGGGAAAUUGCCCUUCAAAGUUUUGGGUGGCUCGCCUGGUUACAUCAAUCUUCUCGAUUGUCUAAAUGCCUGGCCCCUGGUGAACGAGCUCAAGCAAGCGCUAGGACUACCAGCUGCUGCAAGUUUCAAGCAUGUCUCUCCUGCAGGCGCCGCUAUCGCGGUACCGUUGAAUGAAAAGGAGCGACGGGUCUACAUGGUCGACGACAUCGACGGGAUCGAGAGCUCGGGUUUGGCGCAAGCAUACGCUCGCGCGCGGGGAGCGGAUCGAAUGUCGAGCUUUGGCGACGUGAUUGCUCUAUCCGACAAAUGCGACGUCCCCACGGCGAAGAUCAUCUCUCGAGAAGUUUCCGACGGCGUCAUUGCCCCAGACUAUGAGCCGGCAGCCCUCGAGAUCCUCAAGAAGAAGAAGGGAGGAAAAUAUCUGGUACUCCAAAUGGACGAGAGUUACGAGCCUCCUGCACAAGAAACACGCACUGUGUACGGUGUCCAAUUAACACAGGGACGGAACGACGUCAAAAUCUCGCCCUUUGAGACAUUUAACUCCAUUAUCCGGCCGAAACAUUCUCCGAAACUGUCGAGCUCGGCGCUGCGCGACCUGACAGUCGCGACCAUCGCGGUGAAAUACACCCAGUCGAACUCUGUCUGUUACGCAUUGAACGGACAAGUCAUUGGUCUCGGCGCCGGACAGCAGAGUCGCAUUCACUGCACACGGCUCGCAGGCGACAAGGCCGACAACUGGUGGAUGCGAUUCCACGAACGCACGCUGUCGAUCGAGUGGGCCAAAGGUGUCAAGCGGUCGGAAAAAUCCAAUGCGAUUGACAUGCUGUGUUCCGGCCAGGUACCACCACAGAGCGAGUUCGAGACGAAGGAUUAUGAAAGCAAUUUUGCUGAAGGGUGCGUGCCGAAGCCCUUCUCCCCUGAAGAGCGACGGGAGUGGUUAGACAAACUCGGCGAGGUCGCGGUCUCAAGUGAUGCCUUUGUGAGUGCUGUUUUCCCCAUCAUUAUAUUCUUCACUAAUAAGAACCAGUUCCCCUUCGUGGAUAACGUAUACCGGGCUGCUCGAAGCGGCGUGAAAUACAUUGCUGCCCCAACUGGCUCGCAAAACGAUGGCGCUGUAUUUGACACGGCGGAAAAUCUGGGGAUAACUUUCAUUGAGCAGAGCACGAGACUGUUUCAUCACUGA